Molecule: messenger RNA, 1990 nt
Organism: Tripterygium wilfordii
Lineage: Eukaryota; Viridiplantae; Streptophyta; Magnoliopsida; Celastrales; Celastraceae
Product: scarecrow-like protein 9
Exons: 1
Coding region: 147-1865 (572 amino acids)
Biological process (GO): regulation of DNA-templated transcription
Cellular component (GO): nucleus
Molecular function (GO): sequence-specific DNA binding; DNA-binding transcription factor activity
Source: RefSeq, a predicted model, not a curated record
UGCCCGUCCAACUCCUAAGAGACAAUGGGGGUAACCGCCUUGCUUAAUUUUGUUCUCUCUUACAUACAGUCAAGUUUCUCAUCCAACACAGUGGAAGUUCAAAAUUCAAUCAGAGUAAUUAUUCUCUGAGACUUUCUUUUAGUUCAAUGGAAGGAUUCAAAUGCAAAGACAGUUCAUUUCCAGUGAGUUCAUCCAAUCCAACUACCGACUGCAGUAAUUCUGAAGGGGAUACCGCAUACAAUAGUAAUAAUGGAGACUUUUCAUAUGCUGUUCUCAGGUACAUAAAUAAUAUGCUAAUGGAAGAAGACUUGGAUGAUAUGCCCUGUAUGCUCCAGAACUCUUUAGCCCUCCUGGCUGCUGAACAGUCCUUCUACAAUGCUCUUGGCGAUGACAAUCCUCUUUUGCUCACUGAAGCCACUCCAUCUAGCGAUCUCAGUACUAUUAUUGAUACUUCCAAUUAUGCUGUCAACGUUAGCAGUACAAUUGCAGGUGAGAAUGAUAAUACGGAGUAUAAUUCUUCUCGGAGCAAGUCAAGAGGAAGUAGACAUCAUCGGCAAGAUUAUUGCUUAGAAGAAGGGAGGAGGAACAAGCAUGUCACCAUUCAUGUCGAAGAGCCUGAAAAAAUGAAGAUUCUCGAUGACUCCUUAUGUCCGUUUUUUGAUUCUUCCAGAGAGCUAAAACAGCCCAAAAUAAGCAUAGCACGCAAGAAGAAACACGACGAGGUGGUGGACCUUUGGACACCUCUUACUCAGUGUGCACAAGCCGUUGCGAGCUUCAACCAAAGAACUGCAUAUGAUCUGCUAAAGCAUAUCCGGCUGCAUUCUUCGCCUUACGGAGAUGGAGAUCAAAGGUUAGCUCAUUACUUUGCUAACGGCCUUGAAGCACGCUUGGAUGGCAGACAUACUACAAAUUAUAAGGCGUCAGCUGCUGAAAUUAUCAAAGCCUACAAGGCUUAUGUAUCCAUAAGCCCUUUCAGAAGGAUGUCAAAUUUCUUUGCAAACAGAACAAUAGCAAAAGUAGCAGCGAACACAACAAGGCUGCACAUUAUUGAUUUUGGGAUCAGUUAUGGAAUUCAAUGGCCUUGUUUUAUCCAGCGCAUGUCAACGAGGCCUGGAGGCCCUCCGAGGAUCCGGAUAACAGGCAUUGAUCUUCCCCAGCCUGGUUUCCGGCCUGCAGAAAGGGUUGAAGAGACGGGAUGCCGCUUGAAAAGACAUAGCGAGAGAUUCAAUGUCCCAUUUGAGUACAAUGUAAUUGCACAGAAAUGGGAGACCAUCCAAUAUGAAGAUCUCAAAAUUGAACAAGGUGAGGUGGUUGUCGUCAACUGUAUGUACCGGCUGAGGAACAUACCUGAUGAGACAGUGCUACCAGACAGUCCGAGGGACGCUGUCCUAAAACUGAUCAAACAAAUCAAUCCAGCUAUAUUUGUUCAUGGUGUUGUUAAUGGUGGUUACAAUUCACCCUUCUUUACCAGAAGAUUCCAGGAGGCGCUCUCUCACUUCUCGUCGAUGUUUGAUAUAUUUGAGGCCAAUUUACCUCGAGAAGACGAAGGGAGAAUGUUGUUUGAGAGAGAAAUGUUAGGAAGGGAUGUGAUGAAUGUCAUAGCAUGUGAAGGUACACAGAGGGUUGAAAGGCCAGAAUCAUAUAAGAAAUGGCAGGCUAGGAUUCUAAGUGCUGGAUUCGAACAACUUCCAUUAGACCAGACCCUCAUGAAGAGAUUAAGGAAUACUGCGAAAGAAAAUUAUCACAAGGAUUUUGUUGUCGAUGAAGAUGGUCACUGGAUGCUGCAAGAAUGGAAAGGAAGAAUAAUACAGGCUGUUUCUGUCUGGAAACCUGUCCAGGAUUUGGUUCAUGAUGAGCUCGACUAGAAGCUCUCUUUUCAUCAUGUAUGCUAUCUUUUCAAAUUUAACGUUCAAUUCUCUUUCCCAGCCGAUGAAACUUGGUUUGGAAACAAUCUGGAUCCAAUUAAAUUGGAGCAAAAUAUUUGCAUAAA